AUGUUCGCUUCUGAGUCUAAAGCUCGUGUUAUGCAGACUCGAUAUCAACUUGCUACCCUCAAGAAAGGUGCCUCAUCUAUUACUGACUACUUUCAUAAGGCCCAGACCUUGGCUCAUACCUUAGCUGCUAUAAAUGAGCCCUUAAAUGACUUUGAAGUUGUCUUUUACAUUUUGGUUCGCUUAAGCACAGAUUAUGACCCCUUGGUCACCUCAAUUACAACUCGUAUUGCUCCAAUUUUUAUGGAAGAAUUGUAUGGUCACCUGUUGACCCAUGAGCAGCGAAUUGAAUUGCAUCACACUAUUCCAGAUUUGUCUUCCUCCAAUGUAAAUGUGGCCCUGCGCCACUCCUCUUCCUUCAACAACAAUUCCCAUGGCUCCCCACAUUCUCGUGGCUCAUCUCAUAUGGGACGGGGGAGAGGACGAGGCGAUUCUCAUGGACUUGCUGCUUAUUUUGCUGCCCCUCAUGCGGCCUCUGACUCCUCAUGGUACCAUGAUACGAGCUCCACCCACCACUUGACCAAUGAUCUCUCCAAUCUCAAUGUCCGCGCAGAAGAGUAUACGAGCAAUUGCCAAAUCAAAGUUGGUAAUGGGCAAGGAUAUCAAGGCUCGGAGAUUGCUCCUCCAAAGCCUGAGUAA
Messenger RNA from Corylus avellana, 636 nucleotides. The record is from RefSeq and is a predicted model, not a curated record. Lineage: Eukaryota; Viridiplantae; Streptophyta; Magnoliopsida; Fagales; Betulaceae.